AGCUAGUGUCCAGGAAUCUAGCUCCCUGCGCACCCCCAAGCCCCGCAUCGGCCUGCCGCCUUCCCCCGGAGGCCAUGGGCCCAGGGACUCUGCUGAUCCUGUUGGUGGCCACAGCUUGGCACGGCACUUGUUCAAGGUGAUCUUGCAAGUCACAGCUGAACCCCAGAACCAGCAUCACCCCUGCCAGGGCAGCACCCAUCUCAGAGGCAGGGUAUGGCCAAGGGGUGUCACCUCAGGCCUCAAUUCUGUUUGCCACCCUCCAUCACCAGGUCAGGGGGUCCCGGUGAUAGAGCCCAGUGGCCCUGAGCUGGUUGUGGAGCCGGGUACAACCGUGACCUUGAGAUGUGUGAGCAACGGCAGCGUGGAAUGGGACGGCCCCAUUUCCACCUACUGGACUCUGGACGCUGACGUCCCCAGCAGCAUCCUCACUACGAACAAUGCCACCUUCCUAAACACGGGAACCUACCGCUGCACUGAACGUGGAGACCCCCUGGGGGGCAGCGCCACCAUCCACCUCUAUGUCAAAGACCCUGUUCGGCCCUGGAGGGUCCUGGUCGAGGAAGUGACGGUGAUGGAGGGUCAGGACGCGCUGCUGCCCUGCCUGCUCACGGACCCAGCGCUGGGGGCAGGCGUCUCGCUGGUGCGGGUGCGUGGCCGACCUGUCUUGCGCCAGACCAACUACUCCUUCUUGCCCUCGCACGGCUUCAUCAUCCACAAGGCCAAGUUCAUUGAGAGCCAGGACUACGAGUGCAGUGCUCGGGUGGAUGGCAGGAUGGUGAAGUCCCUCAGCAUCCGGCUUAAAGUUCAGAAAGUCAUCCCAGGACCCCCGACCUUGACAAUGAAGCCUGCAGAGCUGGUGCGGAUUCAAGGAGAGGCUGCCCAGAUCGUAUGCUCAGCCAGCGACGUUGAUGUCAACUUUGAUGUCUUCCUCCAACACGGAGACACCAAGCUCACAAUCUCUCAACAAUCCGACUUCCAUGACAACCGUUAUCAAAAAGUCCUGACCCUCGACCUCGAUCACGUAGGCUUCCAAGAUGCUGGCAACUACACCUGCAUGGCCACCAAUGCCCGGGGCAUCCACUCCACCUCCAUGGUCUUCUGGGUGGUAGACAGUGCCUACUUGAACUUGACCUCUGAGCAGAACCUCCUCCAGGAGGUGACCGUGGGUGAGAAGAUCGAACUCAAAGUCAAGGUGGAGGCCUACCCAAGCCUGCAAAGUUUUAACUGGACCUAUCGGGGACCCUUCCUUGGCCACCAGCCCAAGCUCGAUUUUGUAACCAGCAAGGGCACAUACAGAUACACCUCCACCCUCACCCUGCUUCGCCUGAAGCCCUUCGAGGCUGGCCACUACUCCUUCCAGGCCAGAAAUGCCAGAGGCGAAGAGGCCCUGACCUUUGAACUCACCCUUCUAUACCCCCCAGAGGUAGAGGUCACGUGGACCCUCAUCAACGGCUCUAAAGCCCUGCUCUGUGAAGCCUCAGGGUACCCCCGGCCCAAUGUGACGUGGGUGCAGUGCAGGGGCCACACGAACAGAUGUGAUAAGACCGAAGUGCUGGUCCUGGACGACCCAAACCCUGAGGUUCUGAGCCAAAAGCCCUUCCACAAGGUGACCGUCCAGAGCCUGCUGGCCCCUGGGACCUUGGAACACAACAGGACGUACGAGUGCAGGGCCUACAACAGCGUGGGGAACAGCUCCCAGGCCUUCGGGCCUGUCUCUGUAGGAGCCUACAUGCAGCCCCUUGAUGAGCCCCUCCUCACGCCGGUGCUGGUGGCCUGCAUGUCCAUCAUGGCCUUGCUGCUGCUGCUGCUUUUGUACAAGUACAAGCAGAAGCCCAAGUACCAGGUGCGCUGGAAGAUCAUCGAGAGCUACGGGGGCAACAGCUACACCUUCAUCGACCCAACCCAGCUGCCCUACAACGAGAAGUGGGAGUUCCCCCGGAACAACCUGCAGUUUGGUAAAACUCUUGGAGCAGGCGCCUUUGGGAAGGUGGUAGAGGCCACGGCCUUUGGUCUGGGCAAGGAAGAUGCUGUUCUGAAGGUGGCUGUGAAGAUGCUGAAGUCCACGGCUCACGCUGACGAGAAGGAGGCCCUCAUGUCAGAACUGAAGAUCAUGAGCCACCUGGGCCAGCACGAGAACAUAGUCAACCUUCUGGGAGCCUGUACCCAUGGAG
Physeter macrocephalus (sperm whale) is the source of this 2171-nucleotide messenger RNA. Its product is annotated as macrophage colony-stimulating factor 1 receptor. The record is from RefSeq and is a predicted model, not a curated record. Gene Ontology annotation, biological process: protein phosphorylation; dendrite self-avoidance; axon guidance. Gene Ontology annotation, molecular function: cell-cell adhesion mediator activity; cytokine binding; ATP binding. Gene Ontology annotation, cellular component: plasma membrane; axon. NCBI's taxonomy places the organism in Eukaryota, Metazoa, Chordata, Mammalia, Artiodactyla, Physeteridae. The annotation marks the transcript as partial. The transcript is spliced from 13 exons.